CCUCGCUGAUGGCCUUGUUUCCCGCCGUGCUAAACACACGCAGAUACCCUGAAGGCAGCGUGAUUUGGCCAGUCUCCGUCCCAACACCUGCCGAGUCAUUGCAGAAAUCCAGCACGAGCUUUUUUUGCCUCGUCCUUUGACGACGGAAGCUUUCAUUUUCUGCACCAAUACUGUUGCUUUUUAUUUCCACCCCAAGAGAAAGCUAAUAUAUAUUAUUUGAAGUGCUCCUGUGGCUUUGUCCUAUGCUAAUUAUUUAUAUAGUGCUAGGUCUUGAGGAUGCCAGCUGGGAAAUGCAGGACAGCAAAAAAAAAAAAAAAAAAAAGGUUUGAGUUUGCCCUAGCUCUAUUGAGGUGGUUGGUUUAUGGCCCUGAUCCUGAAAACACGUUGUUAUUGAUCAUAGGGCCUGGUCCUGCGUCCAGGGGGGACAGCCCACAUCAUCUUCCAGGGGCGUCACUGAGCAAAAGCGUCAGCCUGCAGCCCUGGUAGCCCCUCGCUGGCUCUGCGGUGUGGCUCUGCCUUUGCUGCAGGACCAGGCCCUUUUGUGUGGGGGUAGCUAUCUUGCUGUAAAAUCCUAAUAGAGGCAAGACUGAAUAUUUUUAAACAGGUAAUCAAGGUCAGUGCCUGUAGUCCUUGCGACUGUGACCUGUUUCUGCUGUAUGUUCUGGUGAGAAGGUCGGGCUUGUGGGGAGAGGUGGUAGCUGCUGUUAGACCGAAUGAGUAAGCUGGAGGGGGAAAGCGUCCUCUCGGGGUCUGAAGUAGGAGUACAGAUCUUUAAAUGCAAUUGAAGAACAAUUGCUUUAAGUGUAGCCAUGUUAAUAGGUGAGGUGGUCUGAGGAAAAAGGUGGUUGAUACCUGUGGAGAAGGGGAGAUGUUAACCAAGGAAGAGGUGGUGAAACUGUUAGCUUCUCAGGAACAGGGAGGAGGACUCCAUUAUCAUGCAGGGACCUGCUGGAUGAGCUGCAAGGCAAAGUGUAAGGAGGUAGCGCUCUUGGUGAGAAAGUUCACUUUGCAGGUUUUGCCUUCAGUGCAGAGGGCGGCAUGCCUGACGUUGAGCCCUGGCUUCCCACUGUUCAACUUUGGCUUGCGCGUGCAGGUUUGGGCAUUGUGUUAACCAGGGGAGUUUUUUAAAACGGGGAAGAAUUUUGCUAAUACUAGUUCAGAUCCAUCGAUAGCAGGAAAACUAAUGGUCCGAAUGUGGGUUGCCUGCUGUGGCUGCUGUGCAAGCAAGGACGCUCUACUGUCACUAGCUGGAGCGUGAUGUCAGGUCUUUUCUGAGUGCAUUUCAUGCGAUAGUGCUUCAAAUGGUAGUGGCAGCUGCUACCAGCCUGCAUGAGAGCUCUUGAUGCUGGUCGUGUCACCUGGGAUUUGUUAGAAUAUUACUAAUACCCUGAAGGGAGGUGAAAUAGAAAAGGGGAAAGGAGGGGAGACCUGCGGAAGAUGAGGAUGGAGAUUUUUUGUUUUCAUUGUAUCUGUUUCCUUUUCUGGUUUAUUUUUGUGUGUUCUGUUUCAGGUGUAUGAAUCAGGAUUAUCAGUAGGAGUUUGUCCUGAGAAAACUCCGGUAACCAGUUGUCUUGAGAGCGUUAGAGAAGAAGGGUGCACCACGAUGGCUGCUGAGUUGGAUUUCUCCCCACCUGAAAUCCCUGAGCCCACAUUCAUGGAGAAUGUGCUACGCUACGGACUCUUCUUUGGAGCCAUUUUUCAGCUUAUCUGUGUGCUAGCCAUAAUCCUGCCAGUUUCAAAGUCCCAUAAGACAGACUCGGACAGUUUUGAGCCUAAGAAUUCAGAGACAGUGAAGAAGCCAAAGGCAACUGCUCCACAGAUAAGCAAGAAACCCAAGAAGGAAACCAAAAAGAAACGAUAAAGCUGUGACUGAUGAGCCUCAAAAGACAAAAUAAUCAGCUAUAAUCAUGCUUCCUCGGAGAUGACAUCAAAGGCAACAAACUAUAUUAAAUGGUUUUCUGGCAUUGCCAUGCUUUACCUUUCAGGGACAAGGAACUUAAAAGAGUGGAAGGGGCAGAGUUCUGCCAUAGAUUUCUUACAAGCAAAGAGGACUUCACAUAUCCAGGAUUUCAUUUGACAUGAUUAAUGUGUCAGUCACCAUCGAAGUGACUUCUGUCAUUUCCAAUAGGUAGAGAGGGCUGUUGUCCUGGCUCCUCCACGCUGGCUAGGAUUUGUAGUAAAGUCCCUGUGGAAGGUGGAGCAUGGGUUUGCUACUUUGGAUACCGGUUUGUGUUGUAUUUUUUGAAGCAGAGGGAUCAGAUGGAUCAAGGAUACCACACUACACAGCUUUGUAUUCAUCUCUGUUGUCGUCUAGUCUGAAAUACAUAGCUGCAUUUUAUGGCUUAAUAAUAAUGUCUUUGUCAUAUGCUUUAAUUCCUUAGGUAAUAACUCUCAGAUUCCAGACUGCUGUAGAUGAAAGCUUUCAUUUCCCCAGCGUCGCUACCUUUCUUAUUCCCCCACCCAUGCGCUUUUCCUUUCUGUUCCCACCCUUGAAAGCAGAGAAUGGAGGCUGCGGUGGGGACUGCAGUGACUACAAGGAUCAGGGAACAAUUUGAUUCUGGAAAGAGCAGAAUUUAAUGCCUGUGCUAAUGGGCUAUUGUUGGAAACUUGGGAAGACCAGGUACUGCAUGUUGGAGAAAAGCUGCUCUGAGGCGGGAGUCUUGGAGUGCUGCAUUGGUCAUGUAUCAAAGCGCACUGCCUAGCUGUGCUGCUGAUAAACCCUCCUGUCAGCUGGUUGAGUCCUAACCCUGUGCUCCGUUUCAACACUGCUGGGGUUUGUUGCAUUUGCAAACUCCCUCCCAGCCUUACCUACUAUAGUCUGCUGCAAAAAAUGCUGAAUUCUUCCUGAAGUUAAAUAUGAUCUCAGCCCGAGGAGAUGUGGUAUUUUAAGAUCCAAGGGGUGGCAAGCUGGCUGUGUAGCAUGACUAUAUGGCAAGAGGCAUAUACACUAUCUUCCUUCAGGCUCUGGGUCUCCAGGCCCAGGGACAAUCUACUAUUAGAUUUAAAUAUGGCUAGACAGGACUGGAAAGAGAUAGGUGGUGACGUAGCCACAGAGUAGGGUAGCUCAAGCUUCCUGAUGCCAGCUCACAUCUUGGUUUGUUUGAUCACGAAUGAGUCAAUGGGAGGAGAACCUGCUCUUUUAGGCGCACCCAGGGUUCAGAGCAGCUUUGAAGGAAAGGGUUCUCUGGCAGGGCUGCAAGUUUGCGAUCCUUUUUGCAUACAAAGACUCCCAUCCUCGAUUCACAAAUGCCUUGUGAGCCCAGAUACAGUAGCAGCGUUGUGCUGUGUGUUCUCCAACAGGAGCUGAGCAGCACAUUUGCAGGAACCGUCAGUGCUGAGAACGGCCAUGUUCUCUGUUUGCUCUUGCUUUCGGUGGGUGAGACGGAUGGAUUCCAGUACCAGUUUGAUUCUAACCUCUCACUGCUUCCCUGCUCCAGGCUCUCUGCUUCACUUAACCAGAAUGCUGACACCAAGUUGUUCUGCUUAAAAUCCAGCCUAGAGUUCUGCU
This is a messenger RNA of Egretta garzetta (little egret), 3508 nucleotides long. RefSeq names its product mannosidase beta like (gene MANBAL). The transcript has 3 exons. NCBI's taxonomy places the organism in Eukaryota, Metazoa, Chordata, Aves, Pelecaniformes, Ardeidae. The coding region runs from base 1604 to 1861 and encodes 85 amino acids. The record is from RefSeq and is a predicted model, not a curated record. Gene Ontology annotation, cellular component: membrane.